AAAAUAUUUUUUUUGCAACCAAAGUCAUCACAUCCAGAGCUAUGGCCAAGCUUUAUUUUUUCGCCUCCGUAGGAGUUUUAUUUUUAAUUUCCUUUGAACCAUCUUUAUUGAUUCAAUUGGAUGACACUUAUUAUGCUUACCAAACCAAUCUAACGUUCGUUGAAGCUUUAGGAGCAUGUAAAGAGCUUGGGAUGGAUUUACUAAGGAUCAACAGUGCAAAUGAGAGUACUUACAUUCACACUAUAAUGGCUGAUGCUGAUGUAGCAAUAUCAGGAAUUGGAUACUGGAUGGGAGGACUUUACUUAAACACUGGUGCCUGGGUGUGGAUAGAAACAGGAGUACUUCUGAAUUACACAAAAUGGGGAGCAAAUGAACCAAAUGUCACGGCUACUGGUGAUUACUGUCUUCAAUUAGGGAAAGACAAUGACGGUAAAAGUACUAUCAAUUGGCAAGCAAAAUUUUGCACCGCUAAUCGCUAUUACAUUUGCCAACAGAGUUAAAUUUGUAUCAUGAUGUUGGUUGCAUUAACAAGAAUAUUGUAACAAAUAGAAAUCAUUAAAAAAUUUGUGAAUUC
Messenger RNA from Dendroctonus ponderosae (mountain pine beetle), 574 nucleotides. RefSeq names its product perlucin. The record is from RefSeq and is a predicted model, not a curated record. Gene Ontology annotation, cellular component: external side of plasma membrane. Gene Ontology annotation, biological process: biological process involved in interspecies interaction between organisms. Lineage: Eukaryota; Metazoa; Arthropoda; Insecta; Coleoptera; Curculionidae. Gene Ontology annotation, molecular function: carbohydrate binding. The transcript has 3 exons. The coding region runs from base 42 to 500 and encodes 152 amino acids.